GGCCUCUGGCGGCCAAGGAGCGAGCCGGCUGCACCGCCCGGCCCGCCUCCGGCCACUCGGCCAGCGUAACGUCACGGACACGCCCCUCGGUUUUAAGGACUCCGGAGGAGGGGGAUUUCUCAGAGGCCAGCGGCUUCUCACGCGCGGAGCCGUCGCCGCGCGCCCCCGGGAGCUCCCCGCGCGAGCGCGCAGGCCGCCGUGGCUCUGCCGGGAGCGGAGCGCACUAGCCGGAGCCGGGAAGCGCGCCCGCCGCGAGGCUCCGCCCUCGUCCCGGGUAGGCGGUGGCGCGGGUGACGUAGGCAGCGGGAAAUCCCCCCCCGUUCCGCCGGGCGGUCCGCUCCGCCCCCUGCCCCUGCCGCGGCAUCCUGGCAGGGCGACUCCAGGACACUAGUGACCGGAGCGCGAAGAUUCGGGGGUGGGAAGGUGUGAGCCGCAAACCCAGAGGGGCCGGGAAAGAAGAGGAGGCCCGGGGGUGGUCGGAGGACUGGGGUCGCGGCUGCAGAGGCUGCUCGGCCUCCUCCCUGGCUGGCUGGCUAGUUGGCUGACUGACGGGCUAGCUGGCUGGCUGACUCACUCACUCACUGACUGGCUGGCUGGCUUGCAGCCUCUGGCCCGACGCUGGAAGCUGCGGCGAGCGGCGCGCGAAGCGGAGCCAUGGCCUCGAGCGGAUAUAAUCCCUACGUGGAAAUCAUUGAACAGCCAAGGCAGAGGGGCAUGCGGUUUAGGUACAAGUGUGAAGGUCGCUCAGCCGGCAGCAUCCCAGGGGAGCGCAGCACAGACAACAACCGGACUUACCCGUCUAUCCAGAUUAUGAACUACUAUGGAAAAGGAAAAGUAAGAAUUACAUUAGUGACAAAGAAUGACCCCUAUAAGCCCCACCCUCACGAUUUAGUUGGAAAAGAUUGCAGAGAUGGGUACUAUGAAGCAGAAUUUGGACCGGAACGCAGACCUCUGUUUUUUCAAAAUUUGGGUAUUCGGUGUGUAAAGAAAAAAGAAGUGAAAGAAGCUAUCAUUUUAAGAAUUAGCGCAGGAAUCAAUCCUUUCAAUGUCCCUGAACAGCAGCUGCUGGACAUUGAAGACUGCGACCUCAAUGUGGUGAGGCUGUGCUUCCAAGUUUUCCUUCCUGAUGAACAUGGUAACUUCACAACCGCGCUGCCUCCCAUUGUUUCCAACCCGAUUUACGACAACCGUGCCCCAAAUACUGCAGAAUUAAGGAUCUGUCGUGUGAACAAGAACUGUGGCAGUGUCAGGGGAGGAGACGAAAUAUUUCUGCUCUGUGACAAAGUUCAGAAAGAUGAUAUAGAAGUUCGUUUCGUGUUGAAUGACUGGGAAGCCAAAGGUAUUUUUUCACAAGCUGAUGUGCACCGCCAAGUUGCCAUUGUUUUCAGGACGCCUCCAUACUGCAGAGCCAUAGUGGAGCCCGUGACAGUGAAAAUGCAGCUGCGGAGGCCUUCCGACCAGGAAGUCAGCGAGUCUAUGGACUUCAGAUACCUGCCAGAUGAAAAAGAUGCCUAUGGCAAUAAAUCAAAGAAGCAAAAGACGACUCUCAUUUUUCAGAAACUGCUGCAAGAUUGUGAAUCCAACUUGUUUUCUCAUGGUACAGUUUUACCGGAAACGCCCAGGUCUUCAGGAGUUCCAGGGCAAGCUGAACCCUACUAUUCUUCUUCCGGGUCCAUCUCAAAUGCAUUGCCACAUCACCCGUCAGCCAUGCCCUCCAUGGUCCAUCAGCCUGCAAGCUGGUCACCGGUGACACACCCCACCUCACACCCAGGCAGUACUAACACCCUGAGCAGCUUCCCGGCCGGACAGCUUUCCUCUAACUCACAAGGUGUCCUUCCGUUCCUAGACGGGGCUGGCAUGAACGACUUAAGUGCCUCUAAUGCUUGCCUUUUUAGUACUGAUAACCUGGCUAGGAUGGAGACGCCGUCCAUGUCACCGACCGACUUAUACAGUAUUUCUGACGUCAACAUGCUGACGAAUCGGCCUGUGAGUGUGAUGACAAGCAGCACUGAUGGCAUGGGGGACACUGAUCACCCAAGACUUGUGAGUGUCAAUCUUGAAAACCCCUCCUGUAACUCCAGGUUAGACCCAAGAGACCCGAGACAACUGCAUCAGAUGUCUACUGCCAGUAUGUCAGCAGCAGGCACCAGUUCCAGUUCUGUUUUUGUUUCACAGUCGGAUACAUUCAAUAGACCCCACUUCAGUUGUAUAGAUAAUGGUCUGACAAAUGAACCCGGAUUAGCAAACGACGCACAUCAUCCUAACUUUGCCCAGAGCAGUCAGUACUCAGGUAUCGAUGCUCUGCAGAGUGAGCAGUUGGGCGACUCCUUCGAGUAUAGUUUUUUCAAAAUAUAAGUUGUAGGACUUAAAUAGGUGUACAGACUAUUAAGAGGAAGUUCAGAUGUCAGAACUUUAAAGCUGCCACUGUUUCUUACUUUGAAAAAGAUAUGCCUGAAGUACAUGUGCUUGAUGCGAAUUGUUUUUCUGUAUUUCCCCAAGACCAGCUAUGGGUCUUUAUAAUGUAUUAGUUAAAUGAAAGGAUAUUUGCUUUCAAGCAGAUUUAAAGUAAAACAUGUAAUGGCUAUGCCAUUGGGAAAUAAACUCAUUGUUGUUGAGGCCCAUAGGCCAAAGUGACCCCUAAGGGGUUUUCUGAGGUUUCUUGGUAUUUUAGAGGGUGUGUGUGUGUGUGUGUGUGUGUGUGUGUGUGUGUGUGUGUUAAAGUAAGCUUUCAAGGUAUGGAAGGUUUUUGUUCUAUUUUAUAUUAUUUAGACCCUUUAAAGUUACAUGUGAAAUUAGCUUGAUAUCUGUAUUUUCAAGAAAAAGUUUUCUUGAGCCUUUUCUUUUUAGAUGCUCUCACUCCCUUUGAUUUCUUAAAGCCUGUCUACUUAUCUAUAAAGAAUCUGACCAGGCAUCCUGGGCUCAUGUCUGUGAUCUCUGUAUGUGAGAUUGUAGGUUCACAGAUGCCUGAACACAUGGCAAGCUCAAUACCAGCUAGAGCGGCUUACGGAAAGCUUGUCCCAAAGAAGAGAAAAGACCAAGCGUGUGACUCAGUGCUGGAGCUUGCUUAAUGUGUACAAGGCCCAUGUUCAGCCCUGUGUAGGAGAGACUAAGUAACAAACUUAUUUCAGCUCAAUAUAUCCAUACAGAGUGUUGAACUUUUCUCAGGACUCGUUUCUUCUUCAGCCUUUACCACUCUGCACAUUUCUAUGCCAUGCUUCCAGUUCCUGAGGCAAAAGCCUUGGUGUCACCUCUAUGCUUCUCCCUCCCACAUCUUUCUCAUCCAUCAUUAAACGCAGAAGGCCAUUUCCUCUGAGUGCCUCCAAAGCUCCCCGUCUCCUCUGACCUUCUGAUCUUCCUGCUCUGCCUCUGCAGCGCUGGGAUUGCUUGCGUGCUCCACCACACUAGAUUUGUGUGGUACUAGGGAUGAAAGAUGGGUCUCUGCUGGGAGAAGUCUUCUCACAGUUGAGAUACUUGCUCAGCUCAGACUAACUGCAGUCACUCUGUAUUAGUGACACUGACAGACCUGGACAUAGCUACUAAGGAGCUCAGCAGAUGUUACUUGCACAUCGACUUAUUUCAGUUUUUCCUGUAAGGUGAACUAAGGUAUGUCUACAUCUGUGUUUAGAGCAUUUUCAAUUGAUGUUUUAUUCUCAGGUGCUACUUACUGAUCACAGCAUUCAGUGUAUAACUUCCAAUGCAUUUAUCGACCCGUUUUUCCUUUGCGUCUGGCUGCAUUUGUAUCUCACGUGUUUUGAGAGAAUUGGCCUUCUUUUCCAGAUCUCACUUGUGCACUACAUCCCUCCUCCUGUUCCCAGUAGCCUCGUAUCACCAGUUAGUUCUUGCUCUCUUUGAACAGAAUAAAUAUCUUCUUGAGCUUAAAAGGAAAGGCUGAAAAAUAUUCCCAUCCAAGUACCAAGAACCCUUCCCCUAUCACACCCUGUCCUUCCACGUCUUCACCUGGAAAGUGUCCGUGCCUCCAUCUCUCUCACUCCCUCCUUCUCCAUCCACCUCGGCCUUUAGUCCGCCCCACCCCGUCCCUUAUCAGCCUUCACCCUCUUCAUCUGUGCUGUCCACAGCCUAUCACCUUUUGAUGAACAGGAUCCUGUGCGUUCCUAACCCCAGCCCAGCCUGCAUGGGCUGUUCUGUGUGCAUCUCAGCACCACAACUUCUCCUGCUAUCCGAAUGCUCAUGACAUUACUGCUGUCACGGAGAGAAUUCAGUAGAGACUUCAAAGUCAUAUCUGGUUGACCUGCUUUUGAGUCUGCCUACUCAGUGUCAUGCAUCUGCCCCUUCUGUUACUGGCAAGUCUUUAUUCUUUUUCUUCAAUGAAUAUCUUUUCCAUUUGUUUAAGUUUUUUUAAUAGCUUAUUCCUCUUACACUUUGUAGUUGGGACCUGUUGAAUUUAUUCCCACAGGUAGUGUGUGUGUGUGUGUGUGUGUGUGUGUAUGUAUGUAUAUAUAUAUAUAUAUAUAUAUAUAUAUAUAUAUAUAUAUAACCUUUUCUGCCUCUGCUCCCAACACUUACCAGCAGGCUUCUCUGCAGGGUUUGGUCAUGCUGCCACAGUUGAGAGGGGCAGGGUAGUCAGUUAAGUGUUUCUCACUUAUCUCUGGGACUCUAGCACUUGACGUAGACUCUGGCCUAACCGGUGCUGAAUAAAUGUUUAGAAAGGGGGGAUGAUUAUACAUAUAAUGAUCAUAUUUGAUUUUAAUGGGAAAGGUGCUUCACCCUGCAGGGAAACUAAUGAUGCCAGAUCAUCUUUCCUGUGAGAUAUACUUCUCUUCUGGCCAACCGCUGCUGCUGCUGCUGCUCCUCCUCCUCCUUCUCUUCCUCUUCCUCUUCUUCCUCCUCUUCCUCUCCCUCCUCCUCUUCCUCCUCCAUUCUCCUCCUCCCCCUUCAAAAACUAUGCAAAGACUGGGACAUAGCUUCAUGGUAGAGCAUGGCCCUGUGUUUGAUACCCAGAAUUGCAACAAUAAUAAAAUUAUAAUAGGAAAGUAUGUAAACUACCCUGAGGCUCUUUGAUACCCAAAGCAGCUCUCUCAGAAACUGUAGUACCAACAGUAUAUAUAGUAUCAGGUAGAAAUCCCAAGUACCCCAGUGGUACCCCUUGACAGUUUACUGUGCAUAGACAUGUUAGUAGCCUGUAUUCAUGUAAGCCAUGUGACAUUUUUGUAACUGUAUAUUAUACAAUGUACCAUGUUCCAUGUAGAAUAUAAGAGGAGAAUGGUAUUCAACUCUUGUUCUCAAAGAGGAAUCACACAUACAGUCAAUCACAUAAACAUGGACAGAGUUUAAGGUAUAAUUUGAAGAAUUUUGGAUUAUGUAAAGACUAUGUAACUACUAUGUUUGGGACCCCAGAAGUUCUCCUCCAUUCCUCCUGGUUCUGCUGUUCUGAUUCUAUCAUGAGAGCCUGCUGACUUCCAAUCCUAGCCACCUUUUCAUUUGCCUGCUAGUUCUCCAUUCAAAAAUCUUAGUGUGGAGUAACUGGCCUGUCAGUUUGUCUUCCUAUGCUGUGUUGUGUUUCUGCAGCCUCGGCCACAUGAUAUUUUCCCUGGUGAGACUUAAAAUUGGUGAUCCAGGUUGUCUCUACCAUACCAAGUUCUAAUCAUAAGUUGAAAAUUUGCCAUAAGCUAUCAGACAGCAUGAAACAAGGUAAAGAAGAAAGACUGACUGUAGUCAGUUAGCCUAGAUGGAGCUGUUGGUCCUCUGACACUCAGACAGAAGAUCACAAGUUCAAGGCCUGCAGAGUGUGCAGAGUGAGCGCAAGGGAACAGCUUUGUGAGCUCUUACCUCAGAAUAUAAAGUGGAAAACAGGUUGCGAUGCAGCCGGGUGAUAGAGCACCUAUGAUUUACAGCUGAAGACCCAGAGAAAUGAAAACCUGGCCUUCCUACGUCCCAGGUGUGUUUUGUGUUGUCUGAACUGAAACACUGAGUUAACGAAACCGAUAGCUGUUUCUCAUGGGCCCUGAUUAGUGUAUUACCCAAACAUUCCUAGUCACUCAAACCCAGAGAAAAAUCACGGGGUGGGUAAACGCUUUGUGAGAUUAUGACAGGUUUCUCUUUAGACAGACGUCUAAACUGCCCCCUAUGGAGAAGGUCUUUUUUUGGACCUCGCUCUGUCAGAGCACACUUUCUUACCGAGGGAAGUCAGUUACUGGCUUUCCUUUUGGAAUUUUGUGACUUGAUUUCUUUGUAGAAGUUGAGAGUUUUGGGGAGUCCUUUGACUUUUGUGAUGCCGCCACUGCAAGAUUUCGGGUUUGCUCAGAGGUUGGAUGUGUAAAGAAGGGGCUAGAAUGCUUUUGUAUCUAUGAAUGAGAAGCCCAUGCAGCAGUGGGCCAGGAGGCACAAAGGCACUCCUUGUGUUCAUCCCUUUAAUUGAAUAUUUAAGCUGAGCGCAGAAUUUAAACCUCGAGGUCAAUGGUGGAGAAGACCUAAUUUUUUUCAUGUAUGCAAAAAGACCACAAACCCACACAUGUCCUCACCACCUUUUUGUCUGUGUUUUGUUUUGUUUUAGGGAGGUUGAGUUUGUUUUGUUUUUUUCCAAACAGGGUUUUCUCUGUGUUGCCCUGACUGUUCUGGAACUCACAGAAGUCAUCUUCUGUCUCCCAAACAACUUCAGGAAAUUUUUUUUUUGUUGUUUUUAUUUUAUUUUAUUUUAUUUUAUCUUUUGGAACUUUAAAGAAUCACAAACAAGCCAGGUGGCAGUAGCACACUCCUAAAUUUAAUCCCAGCACCCAGUGGGCAGAGGCAGGCAUAUUUCUGUUACUUCGAGGCCAACGGGUCUACAGAGUGAGUUUGAGGCCAGCUGGGGAUACACAGAGAAAACCUGUCGCAAAAAAUAGCAACAAACCCAAAACCAAAACAACAACAACAAAAGAAUCAUAAACAAAAUAAAAGAAAUGUUUACUUCUUAAAUUGAGUUUUUAGCAGAUACAUAAUAUUUGAUGAAACACCAAAUUGCAGAUACAUAAUAUUUGAUGAAACACCAAAUUUAUCUAGGCUAAUUUCUUCCUAAGCUUCUUUAACCAAAAUGCAACUCUUCCUGUAAACGGAGUGAGAUAAGGCUGGGGUACCGUGGGCUCUCGAUGGCAUUCGUCGCUGCUCUUAGUGAACCAGCUGUGGCAAUACAUCCUGUAGCUCCAACCCGUGGAAGACGGAGACCUCAGCCAAUCAGUCAUCAGUCCAAGAACUUUAAAACGCUGUUGGCUAGGGCUAAUAGACUGCAACAAAACGGUGAACCCUUUGCUGUUGUUUUGACUUUAAGUUGAGUAUCGACCUGCCUCUCUCUCUCUCUCCUUUCUAAGUACUAGGACUACAGGCAUAUGCCACACACCUCCCCGGAUGUAAAAUACUUAGAUUGUGGAGAGGAGAGGAGCCUCACGCUGGGAUUGAACCCAGGGUUGCAUACAACUUAGGGUUAGUGUCAGUACUCCACCACUAAGUUGCCUGCAUUUGAAAAUGAUUGUAUAGGCUUGAUGAUGAAUGAAUUUUAAGGCUCUGAUAAAAAUAUUUUUUAAGUUCUCAGAUGUUGGUCCUAAGAAGUUAAGCUUUGUAUCAAGAUGAAAUAUUUUUUUAAAUGUCAAGAUACCCUUUAUUAUAUAGAAUGAAUAUUGUGUUACUUUUGUAAUAUCUUUGUAUACUGUGAUUUUUUUCUUGAUGUAAUAAACUAUUUUCUAAAAA
Rattus norvegicus (Norway rat) is the source of this 7677-nucleotide messenger RNA. Lineage: Eukaryota; Metazoa; Chordata; Mammalia; Rodentia; Muridae. The record is from RefSeq and is a predicted model, not a curated record.